AUGGUUGUUUUAGCUGCAUCAAUUUGUACCCGUGGUGGUAAGGCGUUAUUGUCGAGACAAUUUAGGGAUAUUUCCAAGGAUAGAAUCACUGCAUUGUUGGCCAAUUUCCCGAGCUUGAUUUCCAACUCUACUAGUCAACAUACUAGUGUUGAGGAUGAAAACGUUAGAUAUGUUUACCAGCCAUUGGAAGAAUUUUACAUCGUUUUGAUUACAAACAAAACUUCCAACAUUUUGCAGGAUAUUGAUACGUUACACUUGUUUGCGUCAACAAUCAGCAACAUCUUGAGAAAUGUUGAUGAACGCGAAAUCUUUGACAAUGCGUUUGAUAUUAUCGAUGCGUUUGAUGAAGUGAUCAAUUUGGGAUACAAGGAGAACUUAUCUUUGAGCCAAGUACAAACAUUCCUCGAAAUGGAUUCGCAUGAAGAGAAAAUCCAAGAGAUUAUCGAGAGAAACAAGGAGUUGGAAGCUACAGAAGAGAGAAAGAGAAGAGCCAAGGAAAUACAGAGAAAGGAAAUGGCAAGACAAGCAAGUGGACUUGGAGCUGGUGCAGGUGCGGGAUACAACGCAUCCUUUAAUCAAGGUAUGAAUUACGGAAUGGGCAACUCUACACAAUCAGUUCAACCUACAUACCAACCUUCACCAACUAUCGAGACAGCUGGUACUGAGCAACCUACUAAACUGUCCUUCUCUUCAAGACCAAGAGGAGGUGGGCUACAAUUGGGCAAGAAGCCAACUAAAGCAAGGUCAGCCACUUCUGCCGCUGCAUCCUCUGCUGGAUCAGCAAAUGAACCGUUACUCUCUACACAGCAACCAGUUUUCCACCACGCACCAUCACAACAGCAACAGCAACAGCAACAACAACAACAGUAUAGUACACCGGUUUCCAAAAGUGGGUCUCCUGCUCCACAAGCUUCAAGAGUGCCCAAUAAUGGUAUUUUGGUCACAAUAAAUGAAAAAGUGAAUGCCAAAUUAACACGUGACGGUUCAAUUAAAUCGUCUGAAGUCAAGGGAGAUUUGAUCCUCAGGAUAAACGACCUGGCAUUGGGCAACUCCAAGAUUUUGCUCAAAUUCCAUGACAAGGCAGAUAAGAAACUGUUCAAGAUUCACCCAAAUGUUGAUCGUAAUAAAGUUCAUAAUGAAAAUAUCAUUACUGUUAAGGACAAGACAAAGACAUUCCCAACAAACGACCAGGCAACUGGUGUUUUGAAAUGGAGAUAUCUUGGUAAAGCCGAUGAUACAAGCUUUAUUCCAAUCUUGAUUACUGCAUGGGUAAAUAUAGAUGACGAGUCUUCGACAGCCUCGGUGACAUUGGAGUAUGAAUUAUCAGCAGAGUUUCUUGAGGCACACGAGGCCAAUGGAGAAUUUAAAGUGGAGAAUGUAAAGAUCUUGGUACCGGUAAUCAACCACGAUAUUAUUUUACAAGAAAAUGAUUUAGUAUCGUACGAUAUAUUGGAUCAAACGGGUACUGUUUUCACAAUUGCCAAUAUUGACUUACAGGAACCACAAGGAUCAUUUGAGUUUUCUGUGCCCUUGGAUAACGUCGAUGAGGGCGAGGACUCCUUAUUCCCUAUGGAAUUACAGUUUGAUAUAAACAAUACCGGUUUGAUAGAAGGUGACGUGUCAUUGGGUGGUGUUUCCAUUACCGAUGUUGUGUCAAAUGAUGAAGAAGAAAAGUCCUUGCCUUUUGAUUUGCAUUCAAAUGUGAUUUCAGAUAGCUACAUUGUGGAGUAA
This is a messenger RNA of Lodderomyces elongisporus, 1731 nucleotides long. RefSeq names its product coatomer subunit delta (gene RET2). Lineage: Eukaryota; Fungi; Ascomycota; Pichiomycetes; Serinales; Debaryomycetaceae. The transcript has a single exon. The coding region runs from base 1 to 1731 and encodes 576 amino acids. Gene Ontology annotation, biological process: endoplasmic reticulum to Golgi vesicle-mediated transport; Golgi localization; retrograde vesicle-mediated transport, Golgi to endoplasmic reticulum. The record is from RefSeq and is a predicted model, not a curated record. Gene Ontology annotation, cellular component: COPI vesicle coat.